Podospora anserina S mat+ is the source of this 1791-nucleotide messenger RNA. RefSeq lists its product as uncharacterized. The record is from RefSeq and is a predicted model, not a curated record. Bases 1 to 1791 code for a protein of 596 amino acids. NCBI's taxonomy places the organism in Eukaryota, Fungi, Ascomycota, Sordariomycetes, Sordariales, Podosporaceae. The transcript has a single exon. Gene Ontology annotation, biological process: protein localization to vacuole. Gene Ontology annotation, cellular component: vacuolar membrane.
AUGUUGGCAUCAGCUGGCUUGCUCCAGACCAGUCUUAUUUGGGUGGCCUACGCCGUCGCGGUCGCCUUGGUGCUCCUCGUCGCCAUUAUCACAACAUUCACCUGGCAAUCCCCGCAUGAGCGAUCUGUUACCGUGAGCAUCGUCGCGAUUGUCAGUCUCACCUCGCUUCUAGCAACCGUCUUCCUCCUGCCCGUUGACAUUGCCCUUGUCUCGUCCACAGCCUCAGCACACCUCGGUGCUAAAAAGGACUGGGCAACGCCCGAGAGAAUCGAUGGAAUACUCUUGACCUUGAAGGUCGUUUACUACACCCUCUACAGCUUCGAUGCGUUGCUAUGUCUGAUCGUCAUCCCAUUCGCCUAUUUCUGGUACGAGGAAUAUGAUGAGGUUGAAGAGGAGGAGGGAACCAGUGGUGCUGGCGCCCGGUUCUGGAAGGCGGCGAAGUAUACGCUUGGAUUCGUGUUUUUGGUCUUGAUUCUGUUCCUCCUCGGUUUCUUCGUCCCCGCUGCGGGUAGUGGGAACGGCAAGCACCUUGAUCUGGACUACUUCAAGCGUCUGCUCGCUGCCAACAAAGGAGAGAAGGCUUUGACAUUCGGGGUCGGCCUGCUCAUCACGUUGGGCACGUUUCUCUACACUCUCUAUACCGGUGCUGGACUGGCUCUUCUUCCGGUCUCUCUUAUCAAGUCUGCCCCGUCCAUCUCCGCUCCUCAGCUUUCCGCGACGAUCGCGACCGACUUGGAACAUAACCGAGAGCUCCAGAGACAAAUCGAAAUGCGCAAUGCUGGCCGUCCGGAUGGCAUUUCUCAGAAGGACAGGAGGGAGCUGGACGCCUUGCUACGUGAGGAGCGCACUCUCGUGAGAAGGGAAAGACUUGCGGCCGAAACCCGUGGUGACGGCCGAAGUGGUGUCUUCCGCGCCUGGACCAAGAUUCAAGCUGUCUUCCGUCCUCUCAAGCUCCUGGGCGGUAUCUUGCUACUGCUGCUCUCGAUCUUGGUCUGGGCCUCCAUGCUCAUCACUGGCAUCGACAAGGCGGCCAACUCUAUCUGCAAAGAACACUGUGGCUACAUCCUCGGUCACAUCAACGUCUUCCAGCCGGUCAACUGGAUCUUUGUGCAGUCUGCCAAGGCUUUCCCCGUUGACUACAUCCUGAUGGCUCUGUUGGUUUUGUUUUUCUUCGGCAGCUCAAUCACUGGUAUCGCUACCAUUGGCAUCAGGUUCUUGUGGGUGAGAGUCUUCCAAAUCAAAAAGGGAAGAACAUCACCCCAAGCACUACUCAUCGCAACAGUGAUGCUCGCGUUGAUUAUCCUGGCUAUCAAUUAUGCUAUUGCCAUGAUUGUCGCCCCUCAGUACGCCAUCUACGGCACGCAAACCUUUUGCGUCAACGCACCUCGCCACCCAGGAGAACAACCCGACUGCCGUGAACACAGGGACAUGGUCAGGCCUUGCUCAGAAGUCUUUUCCGAGCCAGCAGCGAAAGAUGUCUGCACGCCCACGGUGAUGAGCACCUUCCUCAACAGAGUGACGAUCAACUGGCCCGUGUUUGGGGCGAUUGACUUCUGGGCGCAGUUUGCCUUUUUGGGCGUGUUUAUGGUGGUGUUUGUGACGAGUUUGUUCAGGACGCCGAGGUUGAAUUUGAGCGAGUUGGAUGAGGAGGCCGAGGUGGAUGAGGAGGAGGGCCUGUUGGCCAGCACGGGGAGGAGGUUUGGUGCUACUUGGGGGGAUAUCACUGGAAGGGCGAAGAACAGGAAUGGGUAUGGGACUGGGGGUGGGGAGGGGUCGAAUGGGAGGGGUUGA